GCGCCUGCGACGACUGGCUUUCUUCGGUGGCGCAGCGACGACGCCGGCUACCACGGGAUGCGAAGGCGCCUGCGGCGACUGGCUUCUCGUUCGGCGACGCGGCCAAGACGGCGACGCCGGCUGCUACGCCCGCGGCGACUGGCUUCUCGUUUGGCGAUGCGGCCAAGACGCCGGCCACGACAGAGGCGAAGGCGCCGGCGACGAGCUUUUCGUUUGGCGCGACCGCGGAAAAGGCAGCAGACGAUAAACCGGCGGCCGCGAGCUUUAGCUUUGGCGAUGCCAAGACGACGACGGACGCGGCCAAGCCGGCCGAUGCGAGCGCGGCGGCCACGACGGCCCUGCCCGCCGAGUACAAGGACAAGACGGUCGAGGACAUAAUCAACAUGUGGAGCGAGCAGUUGGAGAACCACGCGAUGGCGUUCACAAACGAAGCUGUGCGCGUGAGCCACUGGGACGCUGAGCUCAUGGAGAACCAAAAGAAGCUCGGAGACCUCGCGAUUGAUGUUCGCCGGCUGCAAAUGGCGCAGAAGGAGCUCAACGCGAACCUUGACACGAUCAGCGCAUACCAGCUGGAGCUCGACGCGACGCUUGAGACGCUCGAGUCGAGCGUGGACAAGCUCUUUGAGAACCACCGGCAGAUUCCCGACACGGCCGACAUUGAGCGCGAGCGAGGGCUGCAGCUCUCGGUGGACAUUGACAACCAGCUCACGAUGAUGUCGACGGCGCUCAAGGAGACGAUCGACCGGCUCAACCAGUCGCAGGCGCAGGAAGACGAGAGCGCGAAUCCGAUGGCGCAGAUCCUCAAGGUCCUCAACGUGCACCACAACUCGCUCGUCUGGAUCGACGGCAACGCGACCAAGCUCGCGACCGACAUGGCCUCGAUCGCCAAGAAGCUCCAGCAGUAA
Messenger RNA from Saprolegnia parasitica CBS 223.65, 905 nucleotides. RefSeq lists its product as hypothetical. The transcript has 5 exons. The record is from RefSeq and is a predicted model, not a curated record. The annotation marks the transcript as partial. Gene Ontology annotation, molecular function: phospholipid binding; structural constituent of nuclear pore. Gene Ontology annotation, biological process: RNA export from nucleus; protein import into nucleus. NCBI's taxonomy places the organism in Eukaryota, Oomycota, Saprolegniomycetes, Saprolegniales, Saprolegniaceae. Gene Ontology annotation, cellular component: nuclear pore central transport channel; nuclear pore.